AUGCUGGAUCCGAUCGGAUCUUACCGGAUCCGACAAUCUGACAAAAUCCGAUCGGAUUCCUGGAAACGGAAUUGCAUUGGAAUCCGACUAGAAAAAUCCCAAAAUCCAGGAAAUCCAUGUUUCGGAUCCGACGAGAUUCGACGUGGGAUCCGAUCGGAUCCGAGACCGUCGGAAUCCAAUGCGAUUCCGUCACCAGGAUUUCAUCGGAUCCGUCGAAUUCCUGUAGGAUCCGAUAAAAUUGUGUAUUGGAUCCGAUGGGAUCCGAGUAUGGGAUUGUUCGACCUGGGCUGUUGGGAAGAUUAG
Molecule: messenger RNA, 303 nt
Organism: Adineta ricciae
Lineage: Eukaryota; Metazoa; Rotifera; Eurotatoria; Adinetida; Adinetidae
Source: the annotation of a GenBank genome assembly